AGGGCGUUUUCAGGACAGGCGCCAUCUUGGACCGAAAACGAGGCUGCUCCUUUCUUUUUCCACCGCCCGCUUCAACCGUCCCCAGGUUCUUACCAGCCGGAGGCAAACAGUGGUGUUUAGACGAGGGAGAAGCCGAGAAGUGGAGGGGGCUGGAGACAAAAGGGGCUUGCAUUCGUCCCAUGAUGGCUGCUGCCCCCACCCUCACCUGCAGCGACGACAGAGACAGCCUCCCUUGCGCUGCACCUGUCCCCCUUCCACCCCCGACUCCCCAAGGCUUGGUCCCCGGGCCUGAGGUGGUUCUCACCCCCGAGCGAGCCUGUGUGGGGAGGCCGGGGGGCGGGAUCCUUCGGCGACCCCAGCAGGGGAAAGCAACCCGUAGACAGGUAAGUGGGAGGUGGGAGCAUGAGGAGGAAAGGGGGUCUGUCAGCUCGGUUCGUUUCCGUCUGGGAUCCAAAUCUGACGACAUCGGCCUGGUCCUCCCGGAUCCCCCGCAGCCUGGAACGGAGGUUGCCCUCCCUCCGAGGCGGGGAUCCAGGUCGGACGAUGUCAGGAUGGUCAGCCUCGAUCCCCCGAAGCCCACCGUGGAGGUGGUCCACAGCACUGCAGGAGAAUCUCCCAUCACCAUCACGCUGCAGAGAGAGCCCUCCCUGAGUCCUGCAGGGGAGGAGAAGGAGGAAGAAGAGGGAUCGCGCCAGCCCCGCAACCUGCUGGCCGGCCCCGUUCCCCACAGCACUCUUGCCCUGGUGGCGGAGGUGCGUGCCGUGCGGGAGCAGGGCUUCAAUGCCCGGCAGGCGGCUGAGCAACUGGUGCAGCGCUCUUUCGUCGCUCGUUGCGCCGUGGAAGCCCGGGCUGGCGAGGGCAUGAACAUCCGUCGGGAGCAACAACUCUAUCAAGGCCUCGUCAGCCUGGAAGUGCCAGAAGUUGAACUGCUCAGCUCAGCCGUGCAGGAGAAACUCGCCCUCGUCCGGACCCGUCCUGAACCCAGGAAGGAGCUGGAUUGCACAGGCCCCGACCUCCUGGCCUUCUACGACCCGGAGCAGCUGUUCACAGAGAGCCCCUUCCUGGAGGUGGAGGGGCUGCCCCCCCUGAAGCUGCAGCCUCGGACGCGGGACCCAGCCACCACUUUCUUCAUGUACCGGAAGCAGCGCCAGUGGGACACUUAAACGGC
This is a messenger RNA of Lacerta agilis (Sand lizard), 1168 nucleotides long. RefSeq names its product protein phosphatase 1 regulatory subunit 35 (gene PPP1R35). Gene Ontology annotation, molecular function: phosphatase binding. Bases 180 to 1163 code for a protein of 327 amino acids. Lineage: Eukaryota; Metazoa; Chordata; Lepidosauria; Squamata; Lacertidae. The transcript is spliced from 6 exons. Gene Ontology annotation, biological process: negative regulation of phosphatase activity. The record is from RefSeq and is a predicted model, not a curated record.